AUGCCUCUCCCUGCUACCGGAACUCCCGUGGGCCUUGAGAUUCCCGUCAAGGACACCAAGCGCGCUUCUGAAUUCUAUAGCGCCGUCUUCAAUUGGAAGUUCUCUGCUGAGAGCCACGUUGGUGCACCGGAGGAAUACCUCCUUGUCUUCAAGGUCGACGGCGAGAUGUUCCCCGGUGGUGGUAUCAUCAAGAAGGUUCCAGAGGCAGAGCUCGCCGUUUCUGGUGCUACGAAGAUCUUUUUGUAUGUCGACAACAUCGAGAGUGCCAUCGAGAAAAUUGAGGCCAAUGGCGGGAAGGCGCUCGGUGAAAAGGAAGCCGAGGGCGACCAGGCUUUCUACCAGUACUUCCAGGACUCGGAGGGCAACGCUCAAGCCGUUUACACCUACAACAAAUAG
Molecule: messenger RNA, 396 nt
Organism: Penicillium cataractarum
Lineage: Eukaryota; Fungi; Ascomycota; Eurotiomycetes; Eurotiales; Aspergillaceae
Product: VOC family protein
Exons: 3
Coding region: 1-396 (131 amino acids)
Source: RefSeq, a predicted model, not a curated record